CUGGUAUAAGAGCAUCUCUGUCACACAUUCUGAGACCACUGCUCACUGUCAGCAAUGGAAAGGUCCUCCGUCCUCCUUGUGUGCGUCCUGGUGGCAUGUUCAGUUUGGACAGUCCAUGGAAGAUCCUUCACGGUCAACAUUGAUGAUGAGGACCAGGUGGAUGUGAAUGUGGAUGUUGAUGUGGAAGUCUCUGCGCAGCUUCCAGGUGUAUGCUGGGCGUGCAAGUGGGCUCUAAACAAGGUCAAGAAGACUGCUGGUAAUAACGCCACUGUGGAGAAAUUUAAAUCAAAGUUGCUGUCAGUCUGCAAUCAAAUUGGCCUCUUAAAAAGUUUGUGCAAGAAAUUUGUGAAGCAACACCUCGGAGAAUUAAUUGAGGAGCUCACCACCACUGAUGAUGUGAGGACCAUCUGUGUCAACACCAAAGCCUGCAAAUGUGUUAUCUUUAGGCCAAAGGAGUUGUUGGACCUGACCCCUCAACAGGAUGACGAAGAUCAAAAACUUGAAAUUGAUGUGUAUCUUCCACAUCCUAUGCAUGGAUGAUAGUUUGAGAGUAAUGCUUACAAUAUUUCUGGCUAAAAUCAAACCAGAGAUGUUGCAAAAAACUCAAGUGUCUGUUGUAGUAAACCACUGAGAGUGCAUAAAAGCAAACCAUGAAGGAUUUCUAAAGAUCUUUCAAGUUUUCUCCUUUUCACUGCAUUAACUUUCUUUUGCAUUCUUGGCUUUUACCCUUUAUUACUUUGCAAUGCCUGUCAUGUUUAUUCCCAUUUCUGUAUCAGUUCAUAUUUUAUAUCAAUAAAUGUUUGCAUU
Scomber scombrus (Atlantic mackerel) is the source of this 807-nucleotide messenger RNA. It is a transcript of the gene nkl.4, whose product is annotated as NK-lysin tandem duplicate 4. Gene Ontology annotation, biological process: lipid metabolic process; defense response to bacterium. The transcript is spliced from 5 exons. Lineage: Eukaryota; Metazoa; Chordata; Actinopteri; Scombriformes; Scombridae. Bases 55 to 540 code for a protein of 161 amino acids. The record is from RefSeq and is a predicted model, not a curated record.